CUUUGCGGUCUCGACUUGCCCCAACACACGUUCCCUCCUCUUAAUAACCCCCAUACUCUCACUCUCCUUCAUUACAAUGUCUUUCGCACGCCGCUUUAUGUCGACUACCAAGACCAUGGCUGACACCUUCUUCGACAUCACCAUCAACGGCCAGCCGGCUGGUCGCAUCCAGUUCAAGCUCCGUGACGACGUUGUCCCCAAGACCGCCGCCAACUUCCGUGCUCUCUGCACUGGCGAGAAGGGCUACGGCUACGAGGGCUCGGGCUUCCACCGUGUCAUCCCUGACUUCAUGCUCCAGGGCGGUGACUUCACCCGUCACAACGGCACCGGCGGCAAGUCGAUCUACGGCGAGAAGUUCGCCGACGAGAACUUCAAGCUCAAGCACGACCGCCCCGGACUCCUCUCCAUGGCCAACGCUGGCCCCAACACCAACGGCUCGCAGUUCUUCGUCACCACCGUCGUCACCCCUUGGCUCGACGGCAAGCACGUCGUCUUUGGCGAGGUCACCCAGGGCAUGGACCUUGUCAAGAAGAUUGAGUCGCUCGGCUCGAACUCGGGCAAGCCCAAGGCUGAGGUCAAGAUCGCCAAGUCGGGCACUGUUUAAAUAGAACUUUGAAAACGCAGGCGAGACAUGCUGCUUUGCCAGCCACUGUCUGCCUGGGGAGUUUUGUAAGCGGCUAUAGACUUGUAAUUUUCUGUAGUCGAUCUUACAUGAAUAAGAAAGAAGGCG
Molecule: messenger RNA, 730 nt
Organism: Cutaneotrichosporon oleaginosum
Lineage: Eukaryota; Fungi; Basidiomycota; Tremellomycetes; Trichosporonales; Trichosporonaceae
Biological process (GO): protein peptidyl-prolyl isomerization; protein folding
Molecular function (GO): peptidyl-prolyl cis-trans isomerase activity
Source: RefSeq, a predicted model, not a curated record